AUCUGUCUCUUUUAAGGGUACCUAUGAUAAUUAUAUAGUUUUGUUUUCAACCAGCCAUGAAUUCUAAAGCCACAACAAUAUAUCAAAUUUCAUGAUGUAUGGGUUUGCUAAGAGCUGUGAAAGAAAACAACCCCCAAAAAUGCCUGAAGUAAGCACAGCAGAUGUAGAAACUGUGCAAGAUAAGGUGGAGAAUAAAACUGAAGAAGCUAGUGGAUCUGGAACAGAGUCUGAAAGUGAUGAAUCAAUUCCUGAGCAUGAAAAUCAGCCAGAAGCCAUAGAAAAUAAAACAUCUGGUCAAUCGCAGAUGGCCCAGGCUGCUGGUAUUACAGAGGAAAUGGUCAGCAAGGCCAAACAGAGUCGAAGUGAGAAAAAAGCAAGAAAGGUUAUGUCAAGAUUAGGACUGAAACAAAUUCAAGGAGUGAGUCGAGUGACCAUAAGGAAGUCUAAAAACAUUUUGUUUGUCAUAAGCAAACCUGAUGUUUAUAAAAGUCCAGCAUCAGAUACAUAUAUUAUGUUUGGUGAAGCUAAGAUUGAAGAUCUGAGCCAGCAGGCACAGAUGGCAGCAGCAGAAAAGUUUAAAACACCUGAGGCUGGAAUGGCAUUAGGAGAACCCACACAAACAACAGUCUCCCAACCAAUUGAAGAGGAGUCUGAGGAAGAGGUUGAUGAUAGUGGUGUGGAAAGUAAAGACGUUGACUUGGUAAUGUCCCAGGCUAAUGUGUCCAGACCGAAAGCUGUUCGAGCACUUAAAAACAAUAAUAAUGACAUUGUGAAUGCAAUCAUGGAGCUGACAAUGUAGUAGAGGGAGAUGAAAGGGUAAUAUUACAUGUAGAAAGAAUGUGUCAUGUUUGUCUUGUUAAAAAAAUAUUAUAUUGUAUGUCUUUCAAGUAUGUUUUAUUCUGAAGUAAAUGUUUGCUUAUA
Molecule: messenger RNA, 921 nt
Organism: Limulus polyphemus (Atlantic horseshoe crab)
Lineage: Eukaryota; Metazoa; Arthropoda; Merostomata; Xiphosura; Limulidae
Product: nascent polypeptide-associated complex subunit alpha-like
Exons: 7
Coding region: 92-799 (235 amino acids)
Biological process (GO): protein targeting to membrane
Cellular component (GO): nascent polypeptide-associated complex; cytoplasm
Source: RefSeq, a predicted model, not a curated record